Messenger RNA from Bactrocera oleae (olive fruit fly), 1659 nucleotides. RefSeq lists its product as uncharacterized. The record is from RefSeq and is a predicted model, not a curated record. Gene Ontology annotation, cellular component: nucleus; mitochondrial inner membrane. Gene Ontology annotation, molecular function: single-stranded DNA endonuclease activity; RNA endonuclease activity; metal ion binding. Lineage: Eukaryota; Metazoa; Arthropoda; Insecta; Diptera; Tephritidae. Gene Ontology annotation, biological process: apoptotic DNA fragmentation.
CUUCGAAAUGUAUUCGGGUGGAAAAGCAGUGCAGCUUACGUUAUCGCUAGUUUGCUUGUUAGCCGCUGUAGAGGCAGGCAUAUUAUAUUCAAAAGAGCCUGCAGUGAAAAGUUUAAUUCUAAAUACUAAGGAUGAUGGACCCCGCACACCAUAUCGAACAUCGUCCACGGCUGCUACAUAUUCCACACCUUCAUUCAUAAACGUAACUGAUGGACCUACCGACGUAACCACGGACGGACCGUUCAGCAGCACAACACCACCACCAGAGAUUAGUGCUGGCGUCGUGGUGCGCGGUGACUGUGCAUUCGAUCUGAAUGGCGAUCUCAAUGAUCCAGCACCGAUUUUCACGCCACACAAUCAACUUGAAUGGCUAGUGCCGAACCCUGCAGGCAUAGUCGAAUUAUCUAACGGCGCCUACAUCGAUAUGUACUGCAACAAGUCAUUUAUAGCACCGUUUAGCAAUAGCACCAAAGUCACAGCACAGUGUCUGCAAAAUCAGUACUUCCUCGUCGAUGGCCUGAUUUAUCCAUUCUCCAAUUUUAGCUGUACCAAUUGGCCAGCGUAUACGGCACGUCGCACCGGACGCCCCUGUAAUGGCGGCACAGAUCUCCUGGAAGUUGGCUUCGAACUUCCCACGGGUUUUCUACAAAUCAUGGAUAUUUGCCACGAUGAAGUGAACGAGGUAACCCGUUAUGUUCACCACAACCUAAAUCCCUCCAGUGCUGGCUAUCAGCAUGGCGUCUCACGUCCAAGCUUCAUUACCGGCGACUUUUAUGCUGGCAAAAAUGUGAAUAAUCUCUACACGAAGGUACAACAAAAUCGAACUAUCAGCAGAAUACUCGGCAUGGAUGCAUCGCGAUUUUUCAAUGACACUCUCGAUGUGUAUUUGGCGCGCGGUCACAUGGCCGCCAAGGUGGACUUUAUUUUUGGGGCGUCCCAAAAAGCGACGUUCUACUUCGUGAAUGCGGCGCCGCAGUGGCAGAUGUUCAACGGCCGCAAUUGGGAACGUGUGGAGGACAGUGUGCGUCGAUAUGCAAGCGAUAAGGCGUUGGAUUUGGACUGCUAUACCGGCAUUUGGGGUGUUUCCACGCUGCCAGACGUAAAUGGCAUACAACGCGAAUUGUACCUAGCUUUUGAUGAGAACAAUAAUGGUCUGAUACCUGUGCCUAAAAUCUAUUUCCGCGUUGUCAUCGAUCGUAAGACACGCAACGGCAUUGUUUUAAUAGGUGUCAAUAACCCGCAUGUGACACUGGAGGAAAUCAAAAAAGACUAUGUGAUUUGCAAAGACGUGGGUAAUCGUAUCAAGUGGGUUAGCUGGGAUAAAGAGAACCUCAUGAAUGGUUACUCAUAUGCCUGCGCCGUUGACGAUUUCAUAUCGGUGGUAAAGGACUUACCGUUGGACGAAUUGUACACAAGCGGUCUAUUAGGUGUGGAAGAACUGAUCAUCGAAAAUAUACCACUUUAGAGCUAAAGCUCACGAAAUUGGCGUUAUUAAAAAGACCUUCCAAGGCAAUAAGUGCAGGGCUUUAAUAAAUAUUUUCGAAAUUCUAAGCUACCAACAGCAAUGUAUUCGAGUGUUUCAUGCAUCCACUUCUAACUUUUAAAUUUUGAUAACGGCGCGUAAUAAAUCUACAAAUUAGGAUCAUACAGUAAUAAAUA